AUGAAGAAAAAUUAUUUAAAUUUGUUAAAACACGCUUUUGUUAAGGAUAGGAGAAAUCUGGUUGGAGUUGGAAAUAAGAAUAACUUAAUCUUAAAUGAAAAAGUUUAUAUGACACCCCCCCGUUUUAGUAAAAAUUAUUGUAAUGAUAUAGGAGGAAAAGAUGAAUAUUUUAUUCAUGAUUUUGAUUUUAUGGAAUAUUUUUUAUCAAAUUAUGAAGAUCAAUCAAGCCAAAUAUUCAAAAGAAAAUAUGCAUGUAGUGAGAAUACUAAUGAUAAUGGUAAAUUUAUAACGAUCAUUUUAAAUAAUGUUUUAUGUAAAAAUUCCUCGAAAAUUCUUAACAAAUCAGAUAUAUUAAUAUGCGCUGAUGGGGGUGCCAACCGGUUAUAUAAUUUAUACAAAGAUAUAGACAAACUUGAAAAUAUAAAUAACGAUAAAAAUGAAUAUUUAAAUUGUGAAAAUAUAAAAAAAAAUGAAACAGAAACAAAAUUAUCAAAUUUAUUUAAUAAGACAAUUGAAAGAGAUCAAGAAUUUGAAAAUGAUGUAUCUCAAGUAGGAAAAAAAAAAAAAAAAUUUAAACAUUAUCCUAAAAUAUUACCAGAUUUAAUUUGUGGAGAUUUUGAUAGUAUAAAUAUAAAUGUUUAUAAUUUUUAUAAAAAAAAUAAUGUUUUAUUUGAAAAAUGUACUGAUCAAAAUAAUACUGAUUUGGAUAAAUGUAUUGAUAAAAUAAAACAUUAUGUUAAAAAAAAUGAUAAAAUAUUUAUAUUAGGAGCUACAGGAAAUCGAUUUGACCAAACUUGUGCUAAUAUUUCAUCCUUAUAUAAAAAAACAUUAAAAAAUAAUAUAUAUUUAAUAGGUGAAAAUAAUUUUUUAUUUUUAUUAAAAGAGGGUAAACAUAUAAUAAAUAUUAACCCAAAUGUUUUUGAAAAAACAUGUGCAUUAUUACCUAUUGGAAACAAAUGUAAAAUUAAAACAGAAGGAUUAAAAUAUAACUUGAAUUAUGAAUAUUUAAGUUUUGAUAAAUUAAUUAGCUCAUCAAAUGAAAUCAUACAAACUUGUAUAAAAAUUUCCACCGAUUUUCCUAUCUUAUAUAAUUGUUAUUUGAAAGACUUAUGA
Messenger RNA from Plasmodium yoelii, 1113 nucleotides. RefSeq lists its product as uncharacterized. Bases 1 to 1113 code for a protein of 370 amino acids. The transcript has a single exon. Gene Ontology annotation, molecular function: ATP binding; thiamine binding; thiamine diphosphokinase activity. The record is from RefSeq and is a predicted model, not a curated record. NCBI's taxonomy places the organism in Eukaryota, Apicomplexa, Aconoidasida, Haemosporida, Plasmodiidae. Gene Ontology annotation, biological process: thiamine diphosphate biosynthetic process; thiamine metabolic process.